Vicia faba (fava bean) is the source of this 402-nucleotide messenger RNA. The record is from the annotation of a GenBank genome assembly. NCBI's taxonomy places the organism in Eukaryota, Viridiplantae, Streptophyta, Magnoliopsida, Fabales, Fabaceae.
AUGGUAUUCGUCGGCGCCAGAUGUGGUGCUUCGCGGAAGUCAAUUGCGAGUCAAGUUUGUGGUGGUGGUGUUGUGCAUGGUCGAGUGAGGCGGAGGUGUGUCUAUUCACGGUUGGACGAUGGUGGUGAUGACAGCUGCGAAGGCUGCCGGUGCAUGGGUUCUGACGGAUCUUUCACGGUGGGCUAUUGCAUUGCGGUGGAGGCUAGGUUUUUUCGGUUCCUCUAUGCCUGCAACUUUUUUUGUUUCUUCAUUCUUUUCCAUCUCUUUCAUGUACAACAAACAGACACAAAACAAAACACACAAAAAAGAUCUAAUGAGAAACAGAGAUGGAAUUUGAGUAUGCUUUCCCAUGUACGGAUCAGAAGGUGGUUGGAUAGAGGACUUCAUGGUGGUCGCGAUUGA